This is a messenger RNA of Helianthus annuus (common sunflower), 620 nucleotides long. RefSeq names its product protein FAR1-RELATED SEQUENCE 5-like. Lineage: Eukaryota; Viridiplantae; Streptophyta; Magnoliopsida; Asterales; Asteraceae. Bases 135 to 620 code for a protein of 161 amino acids. Gene Ontology annotation, biological process: regulation of DNA-templated transcription. The record is from RefSeq and is a predicted model, not a curated record. The transcript is spliced from 2 exons.
UCAGAAUAAAACUUACCGAUGCUAAGAAGUAUUUGCUUUAUCAUUUUAUAGAGGCGCACAACCACGAUUUUGUGCAUGAAGAAGAUUUACAUCUUCUCAAGGAAAACAGGGGUAUUAAUCGUGCACACGAAGAGAUGAUAAACAAGAUGUCACAUCUCAACAUCGGGCCUGUUCGUGCAUUUAACAUUAUGAAGGAAGUGUAUGGUGGGUUCGACAAAGUCGGUGCUACCAAAGUCGAUUUUAAAAAUUUCAAGAAAGAGUUAAAUCUUUUUAUCGGAGAGUUUGAUGCGGAAAUGUUUGUCAAGCGUCUGAUGAGGAAAAAGGAGUUUUUACCGAACUUCUCUUGUGAAUAUGAAACCACAGACGAAGGUGUGUUGAAGUGCAUUUUUUGGGCCGACGAGGAUAUGAAGAGAAAUUAUUAUAUGUUUGGGGACGUUAUAUCAUUUGAUGCUACAUACAAGCGUAACAAGUAUAACAUGAUGUUUGUCCCUUUCACUGGGAUUGAUAAUCAUAAUAGGAACGUGACACUUGGUGCUGCAAUUCUCGGUUCGGAAACGGCAGAGACGUAUAGCUGGUUACUUAGGGCGACCAAGAACACAUUCGGGUACGCGCCUCUGUAA